AUGAAAAAAUUGCCAAUGCAUGCAGCCCUCAAACCAUUAGCUUGGAUAAAAGGUAUAUGGAAAACUAAAAAUCCUGGAGUUGGUAAAUAUCCAACAAUUAAAUCCUUUCAGUACUGUGAAAGGACAACAUUUGGAUCUAUUGGUCAACCAAUGUUGACUUAUAGUGCAAGAAGCUGGUAUGCUGAUACAAAAGAUCCCAUACACUAUGAAGUUGGGUUUUUGAAAAUAAUGCCUGAUACAAACAGAGUUCAAAUGCUUUUAUCUCAUAAUCGUGGAUUCACAACAAUAGAAGAAGGAGUAUUUGAAAAUAAAAUCAUUAAAUUAAAAACUAUUUAUAUAGGAAAACCUACAGAAGGCACAAGACCACCUGCAAUAACUGAGCUUCGUAGACAAUUUGAACUAGUUGGAGAUUGUCUACAACAUACAUUAUGUAUGGCUACAGAAAACACACCAGAAGUACAAGAACAUUUGCUUGCAACUUAUGUUAGGGAAUGCAAUUAA
Habropoda laboriosa is the source of this 501-nucleotide messenger RNA. Its product is annotated as UPF0678 fatty acid-binding protein-like protein MSMEG_6574/MSMEI_6396. NCBI's taxonomy places the organism in Eukaryota, Metazoa, Arthropoda, Insecta, Hymenoptera, Apidae. The coding region runs from base 1 to 501 and encodes 166 amino acids. The transcript has 2 exons. The record is from RefSeq and is a predicted model, not a curated record.